AUGAAGGGCCUCAGCUACUACUCAGACUCGGAUGAGGAGGAGGCCAAGGAAGGAUCUGAUCCGACAGAAGAGCCCCGACCGGAUGUGCCAGAGGGCGAGGGCUGCGAGGGACAAGGCCUACAAGGCCUACAUCAAAGUAAGGCACCCGCACAGGAUGGGGAGGAGAUGGAGGCAGAGUUCCAUCUCGAUGCCUCGACGCCGUUUGGCAAGGUGAUCGACAUUUGGAUCGCGCAGUCUGCCCGCACAGGCGAUGGUCCACCGCCGGAGUACAAGGCCGAGAUUAUGCAGGUCUAUGAGAAUGCACCGCCUGAAGGGCGCGAGCAGAUGCUGCGCGACAUGCGAGACAUGGUCAUUAAGCAGGCAGACGAGCUCGAACAGGAGGCAGAGGAGGCAGAGUUUGCAGAAGAGGCCACGGAUGGUGCACACGGCGGGCAGGACAUGCCCGCCCCAGUCGUUCCGGAGGAGAAGCUUCAACAGCGGAGCUGCGCGCAGGACAUGCCCGCCCCGGUCGUUCCAGAGGAGAAGCUUCCAAAGCGGACCUCGCCGAACAAGGCGGAAGUUCCCAGCGACUCCCGGGUGCCUCCGGUGGACGAUUCCACACCCUUUGAAGAGGUCAUCGAUGUGUGGAUCGCGCAAUCUGCACGGACGGGUGAUGGCCCGCCCCCCGAGUACAAAGCCGAAAUCAUGCAGGUCUACGAGGAGGCCCCGCCGGAAGGACGGGAGCAGAUGCUGAGGGAGAUGCGGGAGAUGGUCAUCAACCAGGCGAAGGAACUGGCUCAAGAGACGGCGGGGACUGCGAGGAGUGCGAGCCCGACUUCCCGUCGGACUGAGAAGGCGGUGCCGGCGGUGCCGAGUCAAGUUGAGGAAGAGGCACGGCUUGCAGCAGAGAAGAAGGCAGCUUUGCUGGCACGUAUGGGUGUGGUUCCCGGACCUCCCCCUCGAGAUCCCGAGCCGCCCGAGGCUCCCGCGGAGGAGCCGCCCGAUCCCAAGACAGUGCGCGUUUUCUUUGAAAUCGCGGUAGAGAGCGCAUCGAUCGGACGCAUUGAGUUCGAGCUGUUUUCUGAAGUCGUGCCACGAACUGUGGAAAACUUUCGCUGCCUGUGUACGGGUGAGAGGGGCCGCAGCCCGAAAACCCGGCAUCGCCUGAGUUUCGAGGGCUCCGUCUUCCACAGGAUAAUUCCCGGCUUCAUGUGUCAAGGUGGGGAUUUUACUCGAGGUGAUGGCACGGGUGGCGAGUCCAUCUACGGGGAGAGGUUCAAUGACGAAAGCUUUGACCUCAUGCACAAGAAGGGGUGUCUCUCCAUGGCCAAUUCUGGGCCUAACACGAAUGGAUCCCAGUUCUUCAUCUGCACCGCCGCGACGCCCCACCUUGAUGGCAAGCACGUCGUUUUUGGCCAGGUGUUGACGGGCUACGACGUGGUGGAGAAGAUGGAGGCCCUGGGCCAUCGGUCCGGGCGUGUGGCAAAGAGGGUGAGCAUCCUGAGCUGUGGCGAAAUUCCCACCGAGCUCUCGCCGCCUCCGAAGGUCGCAAGGGUCAUCGACGUGGCCCCCGCGGCGCGCCUGGCCUGCGAAGGGGAGGUUGUGGGUGGAGGCCUUGGUCUCUUGGGGCUGCUGCAGGAGGCGGACACCCUCCAGGCAAACCAGGCGGCGAGCCUUCCGCCGGCUCCGCAGGAGGAGCAGGGGGAUCCCGAGGAGGUGCACGUGCUGCACAUCCUGCGCAAGCACACUGGCUCCCGCAAGCCUAAGAACCGUGGGGGCCAACCGAUCACCUGCAGCCAGCAGGAGGCUGAGGAGUACCUCGAAGAGAUUGCCAACCAGUUGGUGGGCCUCCCAGCGGACAAGCUGCGGCAAAGUUUCGCGGAGCUGGCGAAGUCUGAAUCGGACUGCGCGUCCGCCAAGAAAGGUGGCGACUACGGGCGCUUCCGGCGGGGUCAGCGGGAGCAGGCCUUCGAGGAUGCAGCCUUCGCGUUGAAGCUGGGUGAAGUCUCCAACAUCGUGUCCACUCUGUCGGGCGUGCACUUGAUUUUGCGCGUGCCGUGA
Messenger RNA from Symbiodinium natans, 2040 nucleotides. Lineage: Eukaryota; Dinophyceae; Suessiales; Symbiodiniaceae. The record is from the annotation of a GenBank genome assembly.